Exophiala bonariae is the source of this 2478-nucleotide messenger RNA. RefSeq lists its product as uncharacterized. Gene Ontology annotation, molecular function: zinc ion binding; sequence-specific DNA binding; DNA-binding transcription factor activity, RNA polymerase II-specific. The record is from RefSeq and is a predicted model, not a curated record. Gene Ontology annotation, cellular component: nucleus. Gene Ontology annotation, biological process: DNA-templated transcription; positive regulation of transcription by RNA polymerase II. Lineage: Eukaryota; Fungi; Ascomycota; Eurotiomycetes; Chaetothyriales; Herpotrichiellaceae. The transcript is spliced from 5 exons. Bases 1 to 2478 code for a protein of 825 amino acids.
AUGCAAGAGGACUACGAUAGCCAGCCUGGCUCACCUGGGCCCUCUAAGCGAAGGCGGUAUUCCAGAGUCAGUCGCGCAUGCAAUGAAUGUCGUCUGCGCAAAAUCCGGUGUAAUGGCAGACAACCGUGCGAGCCUUGUGAGGACUUCGAACGACAUUGCACAUUUACCUCCACUAAAGGCCAAAAGGUGGCGGGUGCACCCCGGACCAAGAUCUUAGAAGAUCGAUUGCGAAGAGCGAAAUCUCUGAUCGCAAAGCUUCGAGCGCAAAACCCAACCACAAUAUCAGCUGCCGAUAUAAGUAAUGUUUUUGAUUCUCCACCAGGAUCUCCUUCUUCAGUAUCCGAUACGACAGGCGCUACUGAUGAAAGCACUGGUGAGCACUUGGAAAGUCUGAUGGACGGCAGAGGACAUUUACUGCUCAAUCAAAAGUCCGCAACUUAUUAUGGGGGCGGCUCCUCCUUUGCAUUCCUGCAGAAAACUCAGCAACUCUUUUCUCCAGAUGUUCCACCUAUCGGAAACAUCUGCCUGGAAUCUCCGCAGUCUGCAAUAUCAGAGUUGUUUGACUCGCCUUUGUGGGAAAAGCAGGCCAUCCAAGAUCAUUUAUCGCCUCCAGAAAUAUUGCCAGCACGGCGAACAGCUUUGGAGCUUCUGGAGGCUUAUUUCAAAAACGCUUUACCUCUGUUCCAGUUCUUGCACGAGCCGACUUUCCGAUUACAGGUAGACCGAAUCUAUGGCCUUGAUCCGUUGGCCUUUGGAGAAUUGGAUCGCGACUUCCUGCCCUUGUUCCAUUCGGUCAUAGCAAUUGGAUACCUCUACAAACACGACAUGCAUCAAAGGUAUGGUUGCAAAGCAUCACUAGAUCAAGCCCACAAUCACUUUUCCAAAGCGCACCGGAUGACAGAACUCAACCGAUGUCGAGACAUUUUAGGUUUGCAGACCAUAAUAAAUCUCGCUCUAUUCCUGAUAUCCACGUGUAGAGUCGCCACGGCUCACACCUUGAUCGGACUCGCAGUGUCUGCCUCUUUGCGGAUGGGUUUGCACUCGCAAUCGUCUUGCAGCGGCUUAACAUCUCUCUCUAGAGAAAUAAAGAUACGGGUAUUCUGGAUCGUGGUCAAACUCGACAUUUAUAGCAGUAUCCUUCUCGGACUACCUAUGAUGCUUGAUCUUACGUACGUCGAUCAGUUCAAGCCCAGUACUUCCUGCCAAGACUAUACAGAUGAGGAGACUGGUGGUUUCACUUCGAUAUUCAGUCGGCGAUCGGCUGCUGCUUCCGCUCAUUUUCUCGAACUCCUGAUGACCAUGCGGAAAAUGCUUAAACAUUUCUAUCCAAAGACCGAUGAGGAGGUGGAUGAAAUUGAUUUCGCCAAAAAAUUCGCUAUCAAUGAUAACUUCAUCGACGGGAUGAAAGAGGAGUUCAGGAGUUGGCGAGAAGGGCUUGUUGAUGUCUUUGGGUCAUCCGAGGGACAAGAAAACAUGAGCAGCAUUCUCUAUGAAAUGGAGAUGGUUCAUAAUGUUGGACACAUAAUCCUCUACCGACCAUACUUACACUAUUUGACGAAGACAAAAGACGAAAACCCACCGGAUCCUCGACUCCUAAAAUGUGCAACAUCGUGCGUCAAGAUCUCACGCUUCACGAUUAUUCGAUCCGAGGAAAUGUUUUCCCAAGGAUUUCUAGAGCCAGCUGCAUGGCACUCCACAUACAUAUUAUUUCUCUCCAUCGUUGCCUUGAUCUAUUUUCUUGCAACCCAACAUGGGAAUCGGGAGUAUAUGGCUAUACAGAAAGAAGCGGAACGAGGCAUUCGACUAUUACAUGGCACCUGUUGCCAACACACUGGGUCUCGAAAGUUCCUGGUAGCCCUGAAGGCGCUGAUUGCAAAGCAAUCAAACUUUGUCGAUCUUGAUAUCGACAAGCUGUCCCACGGAGUGAAACCUCUCUGUCAAACCAAAACACCUGCCAGUGAUGAGCACCAGAAAUUACAGCAAACCCCAGAACAAUAUGGAAACAUUACAGACUCACAGUGGGUUGAUGGCAGAGCAGUCCACAUGGCACAAAGACUACCGAUGCAGACAAGCAACAGUCGACAGUUUGUCUAUCGGUCCCAGUCAUACGACAACCCAGCUGGAGCAGCAAGCAUCAACCCUCCCACGUCUCCGUUCUACCAGUCACAAUACGGAGCGUACGGCGAACAGAACCCGGCAUGGAGCCGGUCAACAGCCACCUUGAAUACAACAGCGGAUCUACACCUGAGCACGGUUACAUUCCCAUAUCAAACUGGCCCAGCACAAUCUAUCAGGAUAAACUAUGGAGAAAGCGAAACGGAUCACUCUCAUGCUAACCUACACCCGUGGUCCUUUCCGGCGGACAUGAGAUUUGAUCAAGCAGGGUCCAGGCAAGAGCCUACGGUGCAACCUCCAACACCCUAUGGGCUUUCACCAGAAGAGGCAAGAGCGUUCUUUGGCAAUAAUCACGGUCAAUAG